This is a messenger RNA of Musa acuminata AAA Group (dessert banana), 1381 nucleotides long. Its product is annotated as cinnamoyl-CoA reductase-like SNL6. Gene Ontology annotation, biological process: steroid biosynthetic process. Lineage: Eukaryota; Viridiplantae; Streptophyta; Magnoliopsida; Zingiberales; Musaceae. Gene Ontology annotation, molecular function: 3-beta-hydroxy-Delta5-steroid dehydrogenase (NAD+) activity. The record is from RefSeq and is a predicted model, not a curated record. The transcript is spliced from 5 exons. The coding region runs from base 41 to 1132 and encodes 363 amino acids.
UCAAUUCGCGACAGAUCCCAUUUAAGUGAGACAGCAAGGGAUGGGGGCGAUGGGGAGGAGUGAGGGUGCGGUGGCCGAGGCGGAGGCGCUGCGAAAGGCGAUCCUGAGUGGCUGCAGAGGACGGAGCGCGAGGAAAACGGGUCCGGUCGGCGUCCGGCGGAGCAGGGACGGCGACGGAGGAGGCCGGAUCGAGGGGCGCGCGGUGUGCGUCACCGGCGGCGUCUCCUUCGUCGGGUCCGCCCUCGUGGACCGCCUCCUCGACCGUGGCUAUGCGGUUCGCCUCCUCGUCGAGACUCAAGAGGAUUGGGAUAAACUCAGGGAGACAGAGACCUUAUGGGGCGGCGUGUCGGCGGUGAUGGCCGACAUGACGGACAUGGAUAGCUUGUGCCGGGCGUUCGAUGGCUGCACCGGUGUCUUCCACACCUCGAGUUCACUGGAUCCCGGCGGCAUAUCCGGCUACUCCAAGCAUAUGGCCGAGAUCGAGGUACGAGCGGCAGAGCGAGUGAUCGAAGCCUGUGUCAGAACCGAGUCAGUGAGGAAGUGCGUCUUCACCUCGUCUCUGUUGGCUUGUACAUGGCGACAGAGCGAUCCUCGUAGCCGCAGGGUCGUCGACGAGAGCUGCUGGAGUGAUGAACAGCUCUGCCGGGAUAAGAAGCUGUGGUACGCACUGGGCAAGACGAUGGCAGAGAAGGCGGCUUGGGAAGCUGCUGCUCGAGGAAGACGGGACUUGAAGUUAGCGACGGUGUGCCCGGCUCUUGUCACCGGGUCUGGAUUCCAUCGUCGCAACAUCGCUGCCUCCAUCGCCUACCUCAAAGGAGCUCGUGAGAUGUUUGCAGAAGGAUUGCUGGUUACCGUCGAUGUGGAGAAGCUGGCCGGCGCUCACGUAUCGAUCUACGAGGCAAUGAGCAGCCACGCAUGCGGCCGAUACAUCUGCUACGACUAUGUCAUCGAAAGAGGGGAGGCCGAGGAAUUGGAGCGGCGACUCGGCAUUCCGAGCAGAAUCUUGCUAUCUGGAGAGACGGCUGCCCCCUGCUCGCCGUCGUCGGAGCUCUCAAACCAGAAGCUCUUCAGGCUGAUGAACUCAGGGAGGAAGUGCACGUUUGAUGUCUACUCCGAUCUUACAUGGAAUUGAGUAUAGUAUGAUGUUUUACUGCUGGCUGCAAGCAGUAAUGAGAUUAUAGGUAGCUAAUGAGAGUUUGAGGAAAGGAGAAUUUUGUCCAUAGCUGGGGAGUUAAAUUGUGAUGGGAAGAUGUCACAGGCACAUGAUAGAAAAAUGCCUGCCUACAGGUAUACAACGUCCGACUUAAGACAUGUACAGUAGAAUUCUUUGUUCUGGUUAAAGAUACUGCAUAUGAAUGAUAUCACAGACAGUUUAUAAAAA